UUGAACUGAUCUUAGCUGUUCCGGGUGGAACGUGGAACAUAUCUAAGAAACAAUUUUGUGGUUUAUUUCUAAGUGAAAGUGAUCAGGACAAUAUUGGAAAAAAAUACAUUUUUUUUGCAGGCUGAAUGUUCCAUUUAUCGAAGAGUACUAAUUUAUAAGGAAACCUUGGAAUACAGCAAUCUAUCAUUGUAUAUGACACACUUUUUAUUUUUAGAACUGCAUAUUCUACAAACUUGAUGUUUUCGAUCCCAACGCGAAAAGUAUUCGUUCCGGAUUCCGAUUCGUUGAAUAUGGAAGUGAACCCGAAUGGAUCCGUCUAUUUCCUAUCAAAAAUAGGAAUGUCCGUGUGUUUAGAGACAAACAAACGGUUUCGAAUGUUGAAACUUUACAAUUGUGCAAUGACGUCGGUUUGAAGAUUGAACAAGAAAACACAUUCCAUUUUCUACAUUUCGGAGUUUGGAAAGAUCACAUUUUAUUCGUUGAUUGUCAUACAUAUGAUUGUGGGCAUCCAUCAGUCGCUAACAUGAAACUUCCACCUGCGACGCAAGGGUCAACAACUAUUACAACUGUUGUAACUAGUACGGAAACACUAGGUGUUGUUGCAGCCAUAGCACCUGCGAUGGAAGCGCCAACUGCUGUAACCGGGUCAACAACUGUUACAACUGUUGUAACUAGUACGGAAACACUAGGUGUUGUUGCAGACGUUGCACCUGCGAUGGAAGCGCCAACUGCUGGAACCGGCAUUGAGAUCACGACGAAAGAGGCAACAUCCACUGAAACUGCCACUACAGUUCGAUUACAAGCAAUGAUCAGAUCUGUUUCUAAGUACGAAUCGCCUGAUAACAAGACUUUCACAAUGUUUCUUAAUGCGAGAGGCAGCGAACCAUCAUCAGAUCUCAGAAUCACAUCAGCAAUUGAAAAAACGAAACGUACCACAAAACUAACCUUUCCUACCUGGCCUAGCUGGAGUCCCAGGUGGACCAUGUGGACUCCAAGAACUACAUCAUAUCAGUUGAAAAAUUUAACAACAUCGUCGGUGGUUUAUUCAGAUGAUGGGUCGGGAAAGGAUCCCUUAGGAUUUUUGACCGCAGUACCAAGCAAAUUGAAUAAUACAAUUGAUUCGAUCAAGAUGACAAGUUUAUUGAAAGUGGAAAAAUCAGGCGGUUUGAUGAGUCCAAUAUCAAUUGGACAUUCAAAUUUAGUGGAAAACAGUAUUGAACCUUCACUUAUCACGAUUGUACCAACCGAAAAUCGAAGUUCUGAUUCAUCUCUUGACGUUUAUUCCACAAAUUCAGCAAUCAAUUCUCAUCAUGGCGAAGGAGUUAUCCCAAAAUCUGUUGUCGUUCCGAAGCCUCGGUGCAAGAAAAUGCAUACCAAUUCUCGUCCAAAGUUUCAUACGAAAAUCCCAAUAAUCGUAUCGUUAACUCGAAGCGAGCAGUUGAUUAUUACUGAACCUAGAGCUGUUCCAGUAACUCCUCUCAUACCCAUAUUUCCUGUCGUUAAACUUCGUAAAUCACCAAAGACUUUAUCUGGUCGAGCGGACUAUUAUUCAGGAAUCUCAGUAUCAACCAGUCGAAGCACACAACGUUCGAAUACGAAAUCGGGACAAACGUCAAGUGGUAAAUCAAACGAAGUGCUUAUUCUUAUGGCGAGUAUUUUGACAGUAAUAUUUUUUUGAAGAAGUUUUGUAAUAGAGUCGAAGUUUUCUAAAACAAAAAAAAAAAUACAGUCGAGUAUUGUUUUUUUGUAACGAUAUGACUUAACGGACACUCGAUCUAGGUCCGUCAUUCUCAGAUCCAUCUUCUCUUCCGGCCCAUCUAACGUAUUCUCCUCGAUUGCAAACAUUCGGCGAGUGUCAGUUCUUCCUGACAUUCGACAACCUUUUCCGGGUACUUUAUUGAAAUAUUAUUUGCAACAUGUUCAGCCUACUUACAAUCAGCUGCGUUUGAUUCGUCCAGAACAAGUCCAGAAAUUGCAAACACUUUCUUCAAAUUGUUGUAUCUCGGAAACUGUUGCUUGUAGAAAAACCUUGAUUUGAUGUACCUAGUGACGCCAUGAUUCUACUUAUAUUACAGGUCCGAGUGUCAUAUACCAUUCGACUCAGUUCGUCGAAUACGCAAAAUGUCUUCAAACCAUAUAACUAUACCAAAUUUCAUUUAGAUACGACUAAGGGUGGCGAUUUGCAUUUCAGGUUGCAAUUAUCGUCAGCAAAGGUGAAAAGCUAAUUUUACGAUUUUUUGGUAUGCAUUGAGACGUGUUACAUAUAUUCAAAAUAAAGAUUGGAAGAGAAAGAACUAAAUUUAAGUACAUUCUGUGAUUUAAAUUUUAGCUAGAAUGGUUUACCGUUAAUUUAUGAUCUUGAACCAACUGAAAGUUCACUAGGAUCUCAUUUGAUAGGAGGUCUCUCUGUCAUUGAUAUGUUUGUUAUUUCAAGGGAGAAACUGAUGACGGUUUAAUUGGUGCUGUUAGUCAGCGCGUCACUGUCAACUGAUCGACCGUGUGUAGUCGAUUUCAAUUGAAUGAACCGAAAUGAAGUUUUACAGCAUUGAUUUAGGUAGUUGAACAUUUUACACAAAAUUUGUGUUCAAGUUUGGC
This is a messenger RNA of Malaya genurostris, 2595 nucleotides long. RefSeq lists its product as uncharacterized. NCBI's taxonomy places the organism in Eukaryota, Metazoa, Arthropoda, Insecta, Diptera, Culicidae. The transcript is spliced from 2 exons. The record is from RefSeq and is a predicted model, not a curated record. The coding region runs from base 524 to 1678 and encodes 384 amino acids.